This is a messenger RNA of Melanaphis sacchari, 1127 nucleotides long. Its product is annotated as platelet-activating factor acetylhydrolase IB subunit beta-like. The transcript has 4 exons. The record is from RefSeq and is a predicted model, not a curated record. NCBI's taxonomy places the organism in Eukaryota, Metazoa, Arthropoda, Insecta, Hemiptera, Aphididae. Bases 325 to 1005 code for a protein of 226 amino acids.
AUUAUAAUUUGUGUCACUAAAAUCACUGAACGGAUCUUAUGAUCUAAAAUAAAGUUUCUUUUACAUGGUUUUGUCAACAUAUUUAACAUUAUUUAUUUAAUAUUUACACAUUAGUAUUUACUCUAAGGUCUCUAAGUAUAUAACGGUAUGUGUAAGGUGCAUAUGAUUUGAAGUAUUUUAAAUUUGUAUGGCACAACUAGUAAUUCAGAAUAUUUUAGUACUAUUUAAUUUUUGUUUUAAUAUUAAUUGAAUUUAUUGUUAAUAAUCUUAAUUUAUUUUGUAAUUAUAUUUGGAAUUAAUUAAAAUAUUUAAUUUUGUAUUAAAAUGAAUCCUUGUACAAUUCCUGAGAUUCCUAUUGAUAUACAAGGAGACAACAGAUGGAUGAGCCAGCACGAACGUCAUGUAUCUGAAGCAAAAGAACGUGAACCUGAUGUUAUUAUGAUUGGAGACUCUAUUAUUCAGAAAUUACAGUCAAGUCCUAUAUGGAAUGAUUUAUUUGAACCUCUCCAUUGUUUAAAUUUUGGUAUUGGUGGUGAUCUUACUCAAGGAGUAUUAUGGAGAAUUCAAAAUGGAAUUCUUGAUAAUAUUAAACCUAAAGCGUGUGUUCUUCAUGUUGGUACAAACAAUUUUGGUAAUACUCCUGAUGAAAUAUCGGAAGGUAUUUUAACCAUUAUCAAUGAAAUUAAAUCCAAGCUGCCUGAGUGCUAUAUCAUCUUGUUGGAUUUAUUACCUCGUGGUGCAAGGCCAAAUCCAUUACGUGUUCGUAAUUCUAAAGUUAAUGAAAUUAUACAUGAAAAAGUAAAGUCAAUUUCUCGGUUAGAAGUAAUUACUGUCAAUACAGGUCUGUUGCAAUCAGAUGAUACAUUGAGUGCUCAAGAUAUGCUUGAUUACCUACAUCCAACUGACACAUGUUAUCGUAAAAUAUUUGAACCUGUACAUGAAUUGCUCUUACAAAUUCUUGGAGAAGCCAAAGAUCUUGACAAAGAAUUAGUUGAAACUCAGUAAAUCUGAUUUUGUAUUCGCACAAAGAAAGCAAAAGCAUUUUGUAUUGUGAUUCUUUAAUUUCAUAUUUUCUAAUUAUUUAUAAUUUUCAUAAUUUCAUGGGGCUUUAAUAUUUUCAAAUUUUG